Trifolium pratense (red clover) is the source of this 1661-nucleotide messenger RNA. Its product is annotated as alpha-glucosidase 2-like. The coding region runs from base 1211 to 1555 and encodes 114 amino acids. The record is from RefSeq and is a predicted model, not a curated record. The transcript is spliced from 3 exons. NCBI's taxonomy places the organism in Eukaryota, Viridiplantae, Streptophyta, Magnoliopsida, Fabales, Fabaceae.
GUCAUUGAAAGGAAUGGAUUCCGUAGGCAUGUAUUCAUGGGCCAAUCUUCCUUCCUGCAAUGUACCUAAUGUGGCAAUUGCAGAGAAUACACUCACCAUGGUAACUUCGUUAGGUUUGAUCCCACUAGCUACCAUUUUAUGGAAGAGUUCAAGAGCCAUUUUGGGCUGUUCGGUUUGUGCAUAGCCAGAAAUCAUGGUACUCCAUGAAAUACAUCUCUUUCAGGCAUCACAUCAAAGGUUUUCCUUGCCUGAUCAAUCAUUCCAUUUUUUAUGAAUCCAGCGACAAGAGCAUUCCAUGAUUCUAAGUGAUCCUUUACACCCACUUCAAAUUGCAAACACGCACAGUCCAUCGUUCCACAAGCUGCAUAAAAAUAGAUGAUUGUAGUCUGUAUAAUCAAGCUAUUUUGAACGAAAGUGUUGGAGUGUAGUCCAAGUUUCAAACAGAGCGUAUGAAUUUGGCGACCUUGAGAGAUGAAGGAGAGAGAGAGAGAGGAACAUGAUUUGAGUGCGGAAACUAAUGCAAGUUCGCAUUCGGAAUGGUUUUGUUGGUGUCUUGCAUUGGUGAAAAUGCGAAUGAAGUGUUGUGGAGGGGUUGUUGUUUUGGUUGAAGUGGAAGAUGAAAUCCAGAUGAUUGCUCUUGCUUUAUUGAAAUAUUUGCAUAAACAUAUAUGUGCCAAAUUAAGCAUCAUCUUCUCUUUUAAUAUUAGCAUAUAAAAGCCAGAUGAUUGCUCUUGCUUUAUUGAUAUUAUCAUUCAAGGCUUUUGGUAGUUCAAUUUAAACCUAUAUAUGGAUUCAGACUAUUAAAUACCAAAUAUACAUUUAUUUGUGGAUAUAAUUUUUAUUAUUUAUUUGUUUUUUGAUUUGAAUAUGACCAGAAAUGCCUAGAGUUGUUUUUGUUCCCUAAUUCUAAGAGAAAGAUAGAAGCAAGAUAAAAUGCACCGUAGGUGUUUGAUAAAAUGUUCAUGAGAAAAAUUUAGUUCCUAUUUCAUUAUAAUUUUGUAACCACUUUUUGGAUAUAAUGAAUUGAGGUUGCACUUUUAAUAAUUUGAAGUUCUAUGAAAAGUAGUAUAAUGAAUUGAACAAUUGAGCAUGCACAAAUAUUUAAUUUACUUAUAACCUGCAAAUUUUAAAGAGAACUGGGCUAUUCUCUACUAAUAUUUAGUUAUCAUUAAUAUUCUAAGCUGUGUGUAAUUGUUUGUUCUUCUGUUCAAUGUUAGGAGCCUCAUUGUUCAUUGAACUGAAAUAUAAAGAACAAGCUUUUGAUGAAAAGAUUGAGAAAAUUUUCAAUUUGGCUGAGAAGGUGGAUUCAGAAUUCAUUUCUGUUGGUAAGGCUGCUGUUGGAAACUUAUUGGGUGGCAUCCGCUACUUCUAUGGCCAAUCAAAAAUUGCUUUGUCAAGAACCCUUAAUGAUAUAUGCCAUUGUUUAUUCACGAACAACGUUGUCCAGCUGGUUUUGGGUUUCUGGUUUUGGGUUUCAAACAAGUUAAGCAAGCUGUUGGAGCAGUGUAACUUGCUGCAGAAUGGCAUAGAUAAGAAGCUGUUUGUAUACUUCUGAUAGGCACCUAUCUUUUUUUCGUUGCCGUGUAUGUAUCUUUCAUGCAUAUUACUAAUCAAACAUGUUUUCAUCCUGAUACAUAAAAAUAUAAAGAAGCAUGCAUGAA